Messenger RNA from Carcharodon carcharias (great white shark), 6338 nucleotides. It is a transcript of the gene klhl36, whose product is annotated as kelch-like family member 36. Bases 205 to 2043 code for a protein of 612 amino acids. The transcript is spliced from 5 exons. NCBI's taxonomy places the organism in Eukaryota, Metazoa, Chordata, Chondrichthyes, Lamniformes, Lamnidae. Gene Ontology annotation, molecular function: cullin family protein binding. The record is from RefSeq and is a predicted model, not a curated record.
UUCAAUGGCACUACCAUCACUGAAUCCCUCACUAUCGACAUCCUGGGGAUUACCAUUGACCAGAAACUGAGCUGGACUAGCCAUAUAAAUAUUGUGGCUACAAGAACAGGCCAGAGACUAGGAACCUCCACUAAGUGUAACUCACCUCCUGACUCCCCAAAGCCUGUACACCAUCUACAAGGUACCAUCACCAAGAAAGCUGCAAUGGAGGGGACAAAACAGUCAAGGGUAUCUCGUCCACACAAGAUCAGUGAAUCGUCAAAGGUAUACAGGUGGGCAGACCAUUCCAGUGUCAUCCUUCAGGGGCUAAAUGAGCAGAGACAAAGGGGACUGUUCUGUGAUAUCGUGCUUGUGGCAGAUGAACAGAAAGUGUCAGCGCACAGGAACCUGUUGGCUGUUUACAGUGACUAUUUUAAUUCUAUGUUUACAAUUGGAAUGAGGGAAGCUUAUCAAGAAGAAGUUGAGUUGGUUGGAGCCUCCUACAUAGGCCUGAAAGCUGUGAUUGACUUUCUGUAUAGCAGUGAGCUCCCUUUAGAUGGUGGAAAUAUUGACUAUGUGCUGGAAACUGCACAUCUUCUACAAAUUUGGAAAGUGGUAGAUUUUUGUUGUGAGUACCUGGAGAACGAAGUUAGUGAAGAAAACUACCUUUAUCUUCAAGAACUGGCCUCGAUUUAUGACCUGGAGCGAUUGGACUGUUAUAUUGACAGCUUUAUUCUGCAUGACUUUGGCACCCUUUCCUUUACUCCAGAAUUUUUGCAGAACAUCUCUGUGCAAAAACUUUGUCUUUAUUUGGAGAGCAACAAUGUACAACAUGAAUGUGAGCAUGAUUUGCUGCAGGCUGCACUGCAGUGGCUGACGCAGAGUCCCGAGAGAGUGCAGGAUGCUCGCCUCGUUCUUAGAAACAUCCAUUUCCCACUUAUACCUAAAAGUGAUCUGUUAUAUCGAGUUAAACCAGCAGUGUGCUCCCUACUUCCCAAAGAAGCAAAUUGUGAAAUCUUUUUGGAAGAAGCAAUAUAUUAUCACAAUAACAUCGCAGAACAACCAGUACUUCAGAACAAACGUUCUGCCCUUCGCUCAGAUAUUGAAAGGCUAUUAUUUAUUGGCGGGGAAGUGUCAGAACGUGGAGAAGAGCUGAGUGAUGAUAUGUGCUUCUUUGAUGCUGCAAAAGGGCAAUGGUUUUCUGAAACAAUGCUGCCCGCAAGACGGAGCCAUCACUGUGUAACUGUGUUUGGAGGAUUUAUCUUUAUGGCAGGCGGAAGCUCAUCUCGUGACAAUGGAGGUGACGCAGCUUCAAACAUCCUUUAUAGAUAUGAUCCCAGAUGUACUCAAUGGUUCAAGGUUGCUCCCAUGAAUCAGAGGCGAGUGGAUUUUUACUUGGACACAUUUGCAAACUUUCUGAUAGCCGUUGGAGGAAGGAAUGAAAAUGGUGCUUUAUCCUCUGUUGAAAUCUAUGACCCCAAUAAUGAUUCCUGGUCCUAUGUUGCUGGCCUACCAAGGUUCACGUAUGGCCAUGCUGGUUCAAUAUAUAAAGAAUUAGUGUACAUCUCAGGAGGUCACGACUACCAAAUCGGACCCUACAGAAAGAAUCUUCUUUGCUAUGACUAUAGAACUGAUGUUUGGGAAGAAAAAAGACCAAUGUUAACUGCUCGAGGAUGGCACUGCAUGUGCACACUACAGGACCAUAUCUAUGCUAUAGGUGGCAGUGAUGAUCACAUUGAGUCUAUGGAGAGAUUUGAUAUUUUAAGCGUGGAAUGUUACAGCCCACAGUAUAACCAAUGGACCCGAAUUUCCCCUCUCUUGCAGGCUAACAGUGAGUCAGGGGUAGCAGUUCUGAAUGGAAAAAUUUACAUUCUUGGUGGCUACAGCUGGGAAAAUACAGUGUUUUCAAAAUCUGUACAGAUAUAUAACAGAGUUGAGAAUAAGUGGCACCGUGGCCCAGACCUCCCAAAAUUAAUUGCAGGAGUGUCAGCCUGUAGUUGUGUGUUAAAGCCUCGAUCUCCAGAGAAGAAGCUGAAGACUAAACAUCAGGACUGCAGUAGUUAAUAACCAGUACAAAAAGGCAUAACCUCAGGAUGUCUAUUAGUUUAAUUUUAGUUAUGAUAUAGAAAAAGCAUGUAGCAACCCUCACUACUGUUAGGUUUCUGCCAUUUGACAAUAUUUUUUUAAAACAGCCACCUAUUCUAUUUAUUCACAGUAACAGCUAUGUAAUGCUGUGUUCAUGCACAAUACUUUGCCAUCAAUGGCAUUAUAGAGGCCAAAAUCGUUGAGUGAUCCUGAAAUGUGAAAAUUGUUUUUUAUUACAAAACUAUCCUAAGGGGGUUGGAGAUAGAAUUUUUUUUCCAUUCAGCCAAAGUUAACUUUAUGGCAUUAAUUAUAAGCCUAUUUGGGGAAAUAUAGUUCAUUUGAAAAGAUCCAUUCGGUCUUAAAUUUUGUUCAUGUAAUUGAGUGCAUGACACACCCACAUGGGCUUCCGAGCAGUCUGGCCCUAUUUUACAUAUUUAAUAUCUACCAGACCUGAUGUGACCAAAUUUGUUGGUUUUGCUAAGAUAUUGGGCGUUUGUUGGAAUGGCCAAGUUAUAAGGUAAGCAGUGUUAAAAUCAAUGAAUGACUUGAAAGAAUGAUGUUACAAGUUUAAUACAGUAUGAUAGUCUAAUAUCUGGCAAUCAAAAUAACAAGCUUGGUUCCUAAUGUAGCAGUUAGCUAUUUUACAGAUCAGUAAGUUCAAUAAUAAAAUAGAAUAAGUUCAUAAUUUUAAAGUAAUUCAUUUGGCGAUAUCAACUGCCUUGUUGCAGUGCUUUGUUUACAUAAUCACCAAAAAGACAAGUCCUAAACUAUAAUGAAGUAUGUUUGUUUCUUCCUUUCCUCCAUUUUUUGUUUUGUCCUACAUCCUUUCCAAUGUUGUAUUUCAGUAGGAGCUGCAGAAACUCUAGUGCUUCCCUGGCACUGCUAAAAUCAAAAACUCCCUAUGUUCAUGGCUGAAGUUACAUCACUGAAGUAUUAUUGCUCUGCAGAUCAUGUUUAAAUAUUUUUUUAAAUGCCCUUUGCUAUGAGAGUCAAUAUUAUUUCAAAAAUACAUAUUUAAGAAUAGUUAAUUUCUUGAUCCUUGCACAUUCUUUUAAAGCCAAAUAUGUAUUUUUCCUCAUGAGACAUUGUAAAAUAUUUGAGAAAUGCUUACCAUUUUUCAGAACACAUUCUAACCGUGUUCAAGCACAAAAGCCUGGAGUCUAAAUAUAAGGUCAGAAGUUUCCUUUUGUGUUUUUAAAAUAUAAAGCACAUUUGUUUUAAGAUUUUUGUAACUAAGCUGAAAAAUUAUGAAAUAUAGCAAUAAUAUACACGUGUAAGGCUUUUAGAUUUCUAAGAAUUUUUAGAUUUUUAACAAUUUACAACUCAGCAUGUGUUUGAAAAUGCAAGUGCUGCAGCUUCACUUUCAGUGUACCUUUUUAACAGACUUGUAUUUAAAAUCUAUAAACCCUUGACAACUAUUUGUAUUCCUGCAUCUGCCCAUUAACCACACACCCCCCCCCCCCAAAAAAAAAACAGUAAUUCAAAAGGAAUGAUUGCAACAAGAUUAUUAGUAACGGAAGUAGACUUUUAUAUGUCACCAUAGUUACUGAUUUUACUAUUAAAAGUAUACUAGGUUUGACUUUUUGAGGAAGGUGCCAUUUUCUUUAUAUUAAAAUGGCUUUUUAAAAAAAAAGCUAAGCACAUUCACUGCAUUCAUUGAGCAAAGUGGGUGUAGAGGACCCAGAGCUACAUUUGCAAAGGCUCUCUAUUACAUGUAUGAUUUCUUGUGCAGUACUUUGCUCAUUUUAUCUCACUCAUACCUAUCUUUUCACAUACCUAUCUUUUGGAGGAACACACGAACUGAUGAGAACUAUCUGCUUUGGGGUGGGAUUCUUCACAUUUCUUUGUUAAUUUGCAUGUUUUUUAAAAGGCACCAAAUAGAAAGGCUUUCACAUUUUGAUUUUGUUUUAAAUAAACUCUUUUCCAGGGAAAAUUUAACCUUUGGCAAAGACAAAGUACGCGUAGCUCCAAACACCAGUAGAAGUUCAAGAUGGAAAAGGUGAUAGUGGUGAAUUAUAUCUCUCUCAAAGUAACCGUAGCACUGAUGUUUAAGAUGCAGGAAAUACUCAGCAGGUCUGGCAGCAUCUGUGGAGAGAGAAAAGCAGUUAAUGUCUCAGGUUGAUUACCUAUUACCGGAACUGAGACAAGGAGGUCGGGCAAAGAGUUAACUUCAGGGAGGAGUUAUGAGACAUGCUAAAAGUGCACUUUGCAAAGAACAGAUUCAGGGUAAAUAGAUUUAGAAAUGUGUUAAAAGAAAUCUUUGUGGGAAGUUGGCUGGGCAGGUUAUAGGACCAAUAGUUUACUCAUGCCAGAAGUUGUUAUUAAGUUAUCAGAAACUUCAGUUACUUGCUAGGAGUUUAUGGCUGAAUUCCAUUCAUCUUCGUGUUGGUCUGCAAGUAUAAACGAUACCUACUGCCAAUUCACACUCUCCUAAUGCUGUUUGCAAGUCUCGACUGCUUGACAAGAACCAAAUUAGUUGCAGUUGGCUACAAGUGUGUAGAAAAUUAAGAGUCAUUGUUAUUAUUUACUAUGUGGUAAUGUACUUCCAUCUGAAUUAUAAUUGGAAAUGGGGAACAGGUUCCUGCAGUUUUCAAUUUAAUAGUUACAGAAGCUUUUGCAUCUUGGGACAUUUACACCUGAAAGCUACAGGUACCUACACCAUUCUAUAUUUCAAAAACAGUAAAGUUCAAUAAUAUGAUAGAGUAGACAUGCCAAUUAUUGUGUUUAUCUUAAGUAAAGUAAUUGUUCUGCAGUGCUGGUACCAUAAAUUGUAAAUAUCAUAUGUAUAUGUGAGUAGAGCAACUGUAUAUAAUGAAAACAAUAUACAUAUUACUCUUAUGUUUGGUACUGCCAACUGAAAUGUACAGUGUUCCCUUGUACAAAAUAGCACCUAUUUAUUUUGAUAGUAAACUGCCUCUUGGGGGUUUUAUUUACCUAAAAUGAGCAUGCUUGCAUGUGCUGUGUUUUAAGUGAGUUUUUGUUUUUGGAGAAAUGUUUUUAAUAUAUACACAUUGAGGAAGUUAAUGGUGUUUAAAAACAGUUUGCUUUUUAAACAAAGAUGUUAUAAGGUGUAAAACAGUUGAACUUAAAUUAUGUGGUGAAUGUCAGUGUUUUCUGUAAUUGUGGAUUUAUCCUCUUUCUGUUGUGAUGUUAACAGCUGAAUCACAUGUACAGCUUCUGAAAUUAAAUGCUCUUCGCAAACUGCUUGAGUAUUGGUACUGUAAAAUUGCGAUUAUACCAUUUUACAUUGGCAUUUUGGAAUUUUCGAAUGCAUACAAUCUGCAACCUUUUCAUUUCGGUGUUAAUUAUGCAGCUGGAUAUUAUAUGCUAGAACCCAGCUGGUCACCAAGAGCCUACACUUGCUGAAUAUUUGACCCCUCAAAUUUGUAUAGGUACAGAUACCUACUGACCUUGCACUAUUUUUUGAUAGGCAUAAAAUUGCUGAAAUAUUUACCAGCAUAACAAAAUGUACACUGCAGAGGACUCUUAUUUACCUGAAGUUCUACAAUGAUGAUGACAAACCUGUUGUUAACUAAUUUACUUGGUUAUAUAAUAGGAUUGUUCAGUUUCCUGUUUAGCCAUCAAGACCCUAAAAACUGGCAAAUUUUGGAAACCAGUCUUGUAAAAUUGUUCUGGAGAACGGUUGCUUUUGAAUGACUAGUUUUCUCCCAUGGAGUUGACACAUGCGGGUAGACUUGCUGAUAAAAUUGCCAAAUUCUGUUUGUGACAGAUGUUUUCGGGUUUUCUGGCCUUGUGCACAUCAGAUAUUGAGAAAUUCCAGCAUUAAUACCAAAGAGGUAUUUGACACAUUUUAAUUUUUCCAUGUAACAUUAUGCCAAUCGAGAAAGAAAUGUUAUUGGAGUACAUUUUUAACUCGUUGCCUGGGUGUUAAAUUGGUGCUGCAGAACAGCUGAUCUUUGGAGGAAUUGUCUAAUUCUCAUUGAUUUCCUGGAAAUGAAAAUCUGCCUGUUUCUAUAAUGGAUGGCUGAUUCACAUCACCUGUUUAACACUGAGGCAGCAAGUUUCAUUAUAGGUCAUGUAAGGACAGUUAAUGUUAAACUGCAGCCACUCAUUGUGAUUGUUUAAAAUCCUUUGUUCUCAUUUAUUGGAAUGUAAAUAGAUCCUGCUACAGGUUCCUAUUUUUCUAGUUCUACAUUUUUUCCCUAUUUCCCUCCUUUACUUUUUUUUAAUUUUUCAAUUGUUAAAAAUACUACUUUGUAGAACUGGAUUUGACUUGACUAAAACCAUUAAUAAACUCAGUUGUUCACUUAAAA